AUGCAGAAGGAACCGUUUGUCCCAUAUCCUUCGUCAAAGACGUGCUGGUAUGUCGUCUCACCCCAAGUUCCUACCAACCACCCACCCCCUGGUCCAUCGGGUGAUUUGCAGCCCCCUCCGGGUGACUUCCUUGAAUUCUCCUCCGAUGGCACGGAGGUGGUAUUCUUCAUUCCGAGCCGGGCAACCUACCCGUAUGCCGUCGAUGCCCUUCCGGCUACCCUAGACAAGCAAUGGGACAAUCCCGAGUUCGCAGUCUACCGUAAUGCGUUCCCUGAGGACUGUGUGUCUGAUCGACCAGUCUUCGAGGCGCACUUCCGCGACCUUGUCAAACGCGAUGUCAAGGCAUCGUACCUCAAGGCCCUCCAGGGUUACCUCUGGAAAGAGGGCUACAAGUCGGGUGAAAUCAAGGCGCCUCUCUUUCCGGAUGUCGCUGAACGUCUUUUGUCCUGGAAGGACGCCGGUCUACGCCUCGUCAUCUACUCCUCAGGCUCUGUUCCCGCCCAAAAGCUCUUCUUUGGCUACACAGAUGCUCAGCCGGCGGACUUGACGCCCCUCAUCUCGGGCUGGUUCGACACGGUCAACGCCGGCCUCAAGACUGAGCCCGGCAGUUAUGCUUCAAUCCUGUCAAACUUCGCCGGCACAAAGCCUGAAGAAUGGCUCUUCCUCAGUGACAACCCCAGCGAAGUCACAGCCGCAAUCAUGGCCGGAAUGCAGAGCAUUCCCGUCGUCCGCCCCGGCAACGCUCCACUCCCAGAUGACCUGAGCCCAACGUUGCAGCCGAUCAGAGACUUCAACGAACUCAAGGGCCUUGGAUCCAAACACUGA
This is a messenger RNA of Colletotrichum abscissum, 825 nucleotides long. RefSeq names its product enolase-phosphatase E1. The transcript is spliced from 2 exons. Gene Ontology annotation, molecular function: magnesium ion binding; acireductone synthase activity. Lineage: Eukaryota; Fungi; Ascomycota; Sordariomycetes; Glomerellales; Glomerellaceae. The record is from RefSeq and is a predicted model, not a curated record. Bases 1 to 825 code for a protein of 274 amino acids.